AUGGACCACCUGCCCAUCCCGAUAGACGCAUCAGCACACGAGCGGGUGAAAUUUUUUGUGGAAGAUGAGAGGCCGUUCUCCACCGAUGACUUCUUCAAUCUUCCAUUAAAAGGGGACUACAAGUUUGAGGAUUUCGACGAGUUGGUGGAGCAUGGACUGAACCGAAAACAUUGGACAAAAAAGAAGGCAAACCAAUUUCUGCAGGAGUGGCUCUUUUUCAGCCUGCUUGCUGUAGUCUUGGGAGAGUCAAUCAAUCCACUCAGCUUCGUGGACAGCAGUCGGACUGUCGAGAAGACCAUAUCGACAGAGGGACUUAACGAAUUCCUCGCGGGUUGGAGUGAACGGAUGAAGCAGGGGGGUGAGAAGGAAAAGAUUCUUUACUUACGCGGCGGCAUAGCACUGGAAAAUGCACGAAGAUUCGUGUGCAAACACCUGUCGCUCGAAAACUAUGACUAUGGCCUAAAUGAAGUGGUCCAGCGAAAGGAGCUCCAUGGCAUUCACGAGGAAGUAGACAAGAAAUUGGCUCUCUCAAUUGCCGUUCUUGGAGAAACGCUGCAAGGGGUGCGGGCAAAGUUGAUCAUCAGUCCAGAGAACCGUUCCCACUUCUGGAUGGACCCUAAAACAGAGGCGAAGAGUUGGGGGAGUAGUACGUUUUGCAGGGAGAAAAUGAAGGGCCGCGGCUGUUGCGAUAACGACAUUCGCCUCCUUGAAUCGACAAUGCCAGGUGUUUGCGGUGCUUACUACGCCCACAGGCUCAAAAAUAUGCCAACUAACGGCGAUCAUGAUGUCCAAAACUGUUCAUUGUGGAAAUGCCAGGCCCAGAAGCAGCAACAGGAGGCCCUCCACCAGACAUCCUGUGAUCGUCAGAACUGCAAACUACUUGGUACAGGACGGGAAAGCCUACAAAUCACCCAACACAUCAAGGCAGGCAAGACACCUCUGCUGAGUUUUGCCAACGGGGAAAUCAACGUGCAGGCAUACGACCUACAGAAAGAAGAUGUGUCAUUCGGUGCAGUCUCCCACGGUUGGGGAGAUCGCAUUUUCGACUCUACCAAGGACUCUGGAGGGAGCAACACAUGUCAAAUCAACCAGUGCCAAAUACAGAGCUUGCAGAAAAGCUUCAAUGAGCUCAUAGGGAAAUCAAUUGUUAAGAACCGGAGAGAUGAGAACACCUUUUUCUGGGUUGAUUUGUUGUGUUUCCCAAAGAGGGAUUCGAUGACGGCAAAGGCAAUAGACCAACUGAAGACUGUCUUUAAAAAAGCAAAGGCGGUCAUUGUCUGGGACAGAAAUUUGCUCUCAACGCAUAAAAAGCAGCCUGAGGAUACAAUUGAGAUGAAUGUCAGGAUGCGACUCGGAGGCUGGUCACGAAGAUUGUGGACUCUUCAAGAAGCUGUCCUUGCCCAAAAAUUAUACUUCGAGUUUCAAAACCGAAAGUUCCUUAGUUUGGAGGAAAUCAACGAUGCGAGAGAAAAGGCAGAACAAGACACGAGCAACCCCUUCCACCACAUCUGGAAAGCUGGGUACCCCUUUGGCAAGGCCGUCUCGAGACUGAGAGUGAAACACUCAAAGGACAAGGUGGCGAGGGCAUGGGAGGCACUGCAGUUUCGAUAUUGCAGCGCCCCUGAAGACGAGGCACUGGUGUUGGCUAACAUCUUGGACGGUGUUAACGUGGCCAAGAUUGAAGAAAUCACAAUGAAAGAGGAUGAAGAUCGAGAAACCUUGGCGGCGAAAAGAAUGGCGACACUGCUUAAACUUAUUCACACGACCGAGGGCAUGGACAUACCGGCAAGUCUCAUUUUCGUGCCUGGCCGCAGGUUGAACAACUGGAAAAUCACAGAUUCCAAGGGCUUCGGAUGGGCUCCCAGCACCUGGAUGACUCAGCAGGUUUACAAUUACCGCUUCCUUCGCCAAUACCGUAAUGCUGGUGUUCCGAGGUGGGCAGGCUUUGAAGUGCGCUUUCCAGGGAUUGUGCUACGUCUUCCCGAAACGCCAUGGGACGACCCUGAAUUCUGGAUCCCCGUUCAUCAGGCUCUCCACAAGUGGUAUAAAGUGAAGAUUGAUGUGCCAAAGGAAGAUUGGAAAACGUUCGAGGCCGAUAGGAUCCGGACAGCGGAUGAACUAUCGAUUAUCAUGAGCGAGCACAAUCCCAAAGGGCGCUGGACGAUUGGAACGCUUGUCAAAAAAAUUGGCCCCUUGGGUGACGAUACCCGUUGGGUAACCAUCCUAGGGAGAGCUUGGAUUCGACUGGAGACCAACUUAAUCAUCAUCAAGAAGAGGCGGGAUGAGUUUAGGCAGCAGACGGAGCGCAUGGCGAUUGGGGAAAGAUUAGGACCGGACCAGAAAUGGUGUAUUGACGGACAGAGUGGUUCAAAAAAGCGAUCGUUCGACGACUUCAGUAACUCCUAG
Molecule: messenger RNA, 2406 nt
Organism: Cladophialophora bantiana CBS 173.52
Lineage: Eukaryota; Fungi; Ascomycota; Eurotiomycetes; Chaetothyriales; Herpotrichiellaceae
Exons: 1
Coding region: 1-2406 (801 amino acids)
Source: RefSeq, a predicted model, not a curated record